Messenger RNA from Danio aesculapii, 947 nucleotides. It is a transcript of the gene hscb, whose product is annotated as HscB mitochondrial iron-sulfur cluster cochaperone. Gene Ontology annotation, molecular function: ATPase activator activity; protein-folding chaperone binding. The transcript is spliced from 6 exons. Gene Ontology annotation, biological process: [2Fe-2S] cluster assembly; protein complex oligomerization. NCBI's taxonomy places the organism in Eukaryota, Metazoa, Chordata, Actinopteri, Cypriniformes, Danionidae. The coding region runs from base 15 to 818 and encodes 267 amino acids. Gene Ontology annotation, cellular component: mitochondrion. The record is from RefSeq and is a predicted model, not a curated record.
UUCUGUAUGGAAACAUGUCAACGCUACAUAGACUUCGGAGUUUGUUAAAAACUCUCGGAUUUAAACCUAAUUAUGCAGGCAUAUCAAACGAACAACGUCGUAAUAUUGUUUUAACUCCGUGUUUGGCUUCAAUGAGAGCUGUCAGCUCUUACAGUAAAGACUUAAAGGAUGUUUGUCACAGUAAUGCAGUUAAAGGGCGCCUGACGCUGAACUCUUUCAGCACAGUUACAGUCAACAGACUCUGCUGGAAAUGCGGAGCCUCUGCUGAUUUAUUCUUCUGUUCAAUUUGUAAAGUGAUUCAACCUCCUGAUAACAAGACCAGUUAUUUUGACAUCUUGAACUGCGAAGAACAUUUUACUUUGGACACCCUGAAGCUUCAGCAGAAAUUUGUGGCACUGCAAAGAUUUCUCCAUCCUGACAACUUCACCCAGAAAUCACAGAAAGAGCAGGAAUAUUCAGAAGAACAGUCGGCGCUGGUGAACAAAGCCUACAGAACGCUGCAGAAACCUCUGAGUCGCGCCGUCUACAUGCUGGAGCUGCGAGGGGUUUUGCUGGAGGAAGGAAUGGAUGCCACGGCAGACCCUGCGUUUCUCCUGGAGGUGAUGGAGAUCAACGAGAGCCUCGCCGAGACGCGGAGCCAAGACGAGGUCAGCGCCAUCGGCCGGUUGGUGCAAGGGAAACUCAAAGACUUGACUGAACGGAUGAAUUCGUCCCUGAACAGAGGGGAUCUGCUGGCCGCCAAAGUGCUCCUAAACCAAAUGAAGUACUUCACAAAUAUCCAGGAGAAGGUAAAAGACAGAAUCACACAGGGUUGCUGAGGGAAAACUGUUUGCUAUUUGUAAUCCGUCCGAAAGAGUUCACAGAGUUUUUAUCUUACUGUAAUAUUUAUUGUUAUUAGUGUUGGUUUAUUGUUUGUAACCAAAUAAAGUACUUUUAUUUUAAUCCUA